This is a messenger RNA of Populus trichocarpa (black cottonwood), 2007 nucleotides long. Its product is annotated as AAA-ATPase At2g46620. Bases 246 to 1736 code for a protein of 496 amino acids. NCBI's taxonomy places the organism in Eukaryota, Viridiplantae, Streptophyta, Magnoliopsida, Malpighiales, Salicaceae. Gene Ontology annotation, molecular function: ATP hydrolysis activity; ATP binding. The record is from RefSeq and is a predicted model, not a curated record. The transcript has a single exon.
GAAUGCACCUUGAGCCCUUUAGUCAUGCAUCGCCAGCCUGGGCCAAUGACCCCACCUCCCUCCUUCCUCCAAUGUCUCUGACCCAUUAAAAUUUGCUGGCUCGAGUCUACUAACUCCUAACUACAUAAGCCAUACGUAUCCCAUCCCCACCAUUAAAAUCACCAUCCCUUACUUUCCAUUCUUGGCCGUUAUUUCUAUCUACUUUCCUUCAAUCUCCUUUGUUCUUACCUUUCUAACAUCUUUUGAUGUUAUUUAUCAUGAAUCUUAGUAGCCCGAUUCUUGUUUUUUUCAUUACAAUCAUUGUCUUUUUAGUACUUAGAUUUUUGUCUAAAACAUCUUUUCUACAUAUUCUUGCUAGGUGUUGGAGAUCAUUUGAAGACAAGUUUUGUGUUUACCAAAUCUUCAAGGUUCCACAAUUCAAUGAUCUUUUUCAAGAAAACCAGUUGUAUCACAAGGUUUCCACUUAUUUAACCUCACUGCCUGCCAUUGAAGAUUCUGAUUUCACCAACCUGUUUUCGGGUUCGAAAGCGAAUGAUAUCAUCCUCCAUCUUGACAAGAAUCAAGUGAUUCAUGAUAGUUUUCUUGGGGCUAGAGUGCAGUGGAGCAAUGAGAAAUAUUGCGAGGGAAAUAAUGGCAAGAGAACAUUGGUGUUGAAGUUGAGAAAGAAGGAUAAGAGAACGAUUCUUCGUCCUUACUUGCAGCAUAUUCUUUCGGUUGCUGAUCAGAUUAAGCAGAAGAACGAAGAGAUCAAACUGUUUAUGAAUCUUGAGAAGAAGCCUUAUGAAAGUGGACGGUGGACAUCAGUUCCUUUCACACAUCCAGCUACCAUGGAUACAGUGGUUAUGGAUGGAGAAUUGAAGAGCAAGGUGAAAGCUGACCUUGAAUUGUUUUUGAAGUCUAAGCAGUAUUAUCACAGAUUAGGCCAUGUUUGGAAAAGGAGCUAUCUCCUUUAUGGCGCGUCCGGGACAGGCAAAUCCAGUUUCAUUGCAGCCAUGGCUAGAUUCCUCAGUUUUGAUGUCUAUGACAUUGACAUCUCCAAGGUUUCUGAUGAUUCUGAUCUGAAAAUGCUUCUGCUGCAAACCACGAGUCGGUCCAUGAUUGUAAUUGAGGAUCUUGAUAGGUUAUUGAUGGAGAAAUCGAAGGAUGUGAGCUUGUCUGGGGUCUUGAAUUUCAUGGAUGGAAUUGUUUCGUGUUGCGGCGAGGAGCGUGUGAUGGUGUUCACAAUGAACUCCAAGGAUCAAAUUGAUCAAUCAGUGCUAAGGCCUGGCAGGGUUGAUGUUCACAUCCAGUUCCCAUUAUGUGAUUUCUCAGCAUUUAAGAGUUUAGCCAAUAAUUACUUAGGCGUCAAGGAACACAAGCUUUUCUCUCUAGUUGAAGAAAUUUUACAAGGAGGAUCAAGUUUAACUCCAGCUGAGAUUGGUGAAAUUAUGAUCUCCAACCGAAAUUCGCCAAGCCGGGCCUUGAGACUGGUCAUUUCAGCUCUGCAGUUCCAAACCAGCAGUGGCGAUGCAAGAAGGGCCAGUAAGGUUGGACAAGGAAUGAGCGAGAGCGGAUCAGCUCGGUCCAGCAGAGACGAGACAGGUGAAACUGGAGGCGUGUUUUGCCAAGAGAGUGGUGCUCAUACAGUGAAGGAACUCAAGAAAUUGUAUGGAUUAUUAAGGAUGGGAAGCAGAAGAAAGGAAUCAGUGGAUUUGAGUUCUUCAACAGAGAAGCAAGGAUCACAUCAAGAAGCCUAAUCUAUGUUCAGUUCAGAGAUUUAGAUCAUAAAAUUCAAUUUUUUUUUUUUUUUUUUUUUUUGUUGCAAAGUAGAAAGAUACAUCUCUUAGUGAGAAAAAAAGGGUUUUUUUUUUCUUUCUUCAAUGGCAGUGAAUAAUUGACUCUGCCCUAAAAGCUUAAAGAUGAUGAACAUUCCAAAUUAGUUAUUGUCAAUAUAGCAAUGCAGCAAAGACAUUUUGAGCAGUCAGAAAUAAUAAUGGAAUGAAAAGUCUUCUGUGACUUUAUUAUAAA